CAAACUCCAAAAUAAAAUGAGUUCUAAGAACAGUAGCAUGUCUGCAACUGAAAAGGCUGAUGGUCUCAGUAGGAAAAACACGAAUAACGAUCUUGAAAAGACCGCCCUUGAAAGUACUGGGAACCAUGCUGAGGAGCUGAAGUCCCAAACUGAUGCGAAAUCUGAGGUUGAACUGCCUGUCCCUGAGGUAGAAGAAGACUUACUUGAAAUAAUCAAUCGUAUAAAGGUAGAGCGAGAUAAAAUUAAAUAAAAUCGUUAAGGAGGAAAAACUCAUGAUCGAAGACCUUAUUCUCUUCAAAGAUAAACUCGAGGAUAUCAUUGGUAGUGAAGUUGACGAUCUGAUCAGAUACAUCUCAACUAAGCAUAAGAGCAAGACUGACAAGUACUGUCUUAGGUGGGAUGAGCUCUGGAAGAUCAUGGUCUUUGACUGGCCCAUCUGGGAGAAUGAAAACAGAAACCUCCAGAAAGUAGAUGACUGGAUCAGUCAAGACAACCAACAAGUUGAGAACCUCUAUGAAGAAUUUGACGAAGGAAAGUUCGAAAGAGAGCAAAUAAAAGAAAAGGGAAGAUUUACGUUAAAGCUAAAGCUUGAUAAGCACCAAGAGAAAAUCAAUGAUGUUUUCAGAUCUUACUGUGAGAAUAUUCCUCAGAGCGAAUCUGAUAGUGAUAGAGAGCCUGAAGCCCAAAACGUUAAAACUUCAAAGCCUAGCAUUAAUACUAAAAACGAAUUUGUCAAAGAUGAUAAGUCUGAGAUUGUCUCUAAAACUGAGCGUGAUGCUCAAACUGAGAAGAAUGAGGAUGACACCGAGCUGAAGAGUAUGAACAAGACUGAUAAAGCAGCAACUGAAAAGAUGAGCACAGUAGAUAGGAAGAACUCAAUGAUCACUCUAAAGAAAAAUGUAGAUGAAAGCAUGACUCUCCAGAUCCCAAUGGUCAAGGUGAACAAACUUGGAAAAAUCAUGAAGGAUCUAGGAUAUCUCAUAGACCUCUCAUUCAUCACUUAUGAUGACUAUGUCAACCAAAGUUUUGAGAAGAAAAAGACUCAUAAAGACCUUGUGAAGAGACUACAGAAAUACUGCUGGAAGCGUAUACAUAUUUCUGAAUGUAUUGAUAAGGUCCAGAGAGGCUCUGCCAAGAGCUUUGGUGCAGGAAUCCUCAAGCAAAGUAAGCAUGAUCCAAAUUAUAAUGAAACAAAAGGGACAAUCAAGACUGGCAUGGACCAGACUGUUGGAAAAUCUGAAAGACCAGAAACCGGCAUCAGCCAGACAUCUAGAUCUUCUGAUAAAACAAAGAAAACUACAAAGACAGAGAAUGAUGGCAAGACAGAGAAUGAUGGUAGAACUGAGAAUGAUGGAAGAACAUCGAAAUCUGGAGACUCUGAUAAUGAAAGCAUGGGUAAGACUUCAAUGUCUCAAACCAGCAAGGAUGCAACCACUGUGAAAGGGACAGAAAAGAAGGAAGCAAAAGAGAGUACUAUUAUAUUUGAAGAUGAAGCUUUUAAGAAGGAAAAGUUCAUUAAAGAACUUGAUGUUAACCUAUUCAUUGGAUAUUUAACAGAUUUCUAUGAAGAAGAGCAAGAUAUACUUAUCCCAUCCUCAGAUCAUUUUGAUACAAACAUCGAUGAAAGAGCAGAAGAUGCAUUCAGAGCAGCAACUGAUCUCAACUAUGACCCUUUCAAAGAGAAACUUCAGAGGACUUUGGAGCAAUAUGAAGCUGCUAUGGACGAUCCUGAAGGUUUCAGAAAUCCUCAGGAAAGGGACAUUGCUGCUAAAGUAGUCAAUGACCUCAGAAAUCAGCUUCUCAACAUUGACAAAAUCAGCAAGAAAGCUGAGACUGAGAGAGACAUGAAGAGUAUGGUAAAAUCUGUGUCUACUUCUAUUGAAGAUAGGAGAAUCAGAGGUCUCAGAGAAAUCUUUGGAUUCUAUGCUCAGCAGCAUCUCCCUCAAGGACUUGAAUUCGGAGAUAUUGAGAACAAAAAGAAUAUUCUAGAUCUAGGAGAAUUUCUGAUUUUCACUAAGGACUUCCAGUUGCCAUUGAACAAGAAGAAAAUAAUUGAAAUUUUCAAAAAGACUAGUUCAUUAAGGCAACUCCCAGUAAAUUUCGAAGAAUUUCUAGAAGUUAUUAGGAAAAUUGGAGUUGAGAUGAAUAACGAGAAGAUCAUGGCAAUCAAGAAAAGGCUUAAGGAAAUAAAAAAAUUGGAGAAAGAGAAACUAGCCAAAAAGCCGCCUGUUGAAGAAACCAAGGAUGACCCCACAACUCAGAAGGAUGGAGAAACUACAGAGAAGGUUGAUGACACUACACACAAAGAUGGAACAACCUCUAAGAAUGAAGAUGAAACUUCCAAGCCGAAUGAGUCCAAAACAGAGACUUUCACUUCGAAGAAAGAGAAAAAUGAUGGUGAAACCUCUGAUGGCAAAAGUAAGACUAUUCAAGAGAGUAGAAAGUCUAUCGGUCAGACUUCCAAAUCAGGCGUCGAUUCUGAAGAUGAUUCAGACUCUGAAAGUAAGUCUAAGACUACUAAGAAGACGAAGAAGACUAGCAGGACUUCGAAAAGUGGAAAAGAUACAGAAAAUGAAUCUGAUAGUGGCAGUGAAUCCCCUAUGACUACUAAAAGUAAGAACAAGAGUGUUCGGUUUGGCACUAAUGGUGACAGGAGGAAGUCUCAAAUAGAGCACUCAGAGAUAGAUGAAAUGAGAUCGCUGAAGCUCAGAGAAGAUCCUCUAAAUGCUUCUAAAAUGCAGAGACUAGAUGAAAACCUCGAUCCUAUUCAAAUAGAGAAGGAUCGAAUUGAAAAUGAACUCGAAAAGUUCACCAGCAAGUCAGUCGAGAUGUGCCAAGAAGAUAUCAUGAACUACCUUGAAUGUCAUGAUCCUCAGAAGUUUAGGAAGAGGGCUAAGGGAGUUCAAAAUGUUCCUUUUGCAAUGAAGGACUUUUGAUACAGAAUUUCUAAAAAAGAGAUUGAGACUUCGAAACGAAACACUAAGCUCAGCGCCGCCCAGAUAAAGGAGAAAAUGGAAGAAAUGAAAAGGAGAAGAGAGGAAGUGAAGAAAAGAAACAAGAUUGAACGCGAAGCCAUCAAAGCUAAGGAGAAAAUGCUUGAAGAGAGGAAAAAGAAAGCUAACAGAUUCGGCCAAAUUAACCUUGCAAAGGCUCUUAAGAAGGCUAACCCUGAUGAUGACGGAAUCAGUUCUAUUAAUGGAGGCCAGUUCACUCAGAGUCCAUCGAAUAAGCUUUCCUAUAGAGUGAGGAAGAAUAAGCAGAAGGGGCUACCUGAGGAGGAGGGGAUGAAUACUAAAAUCACAUUGGAUUUAUUACAGAAACUGCAUUAUAAAGAUAUCCAACAAUCAAUGCCUGAUGAUUUCAAGCCUGAAAAAUAUGUAACUGACGGCGAUGAAGACGAGGAAGAUGAGUCUGUCUUUGAUUACUUUUUCCCAGGAAGCAAGAAGAAAAAGCCAAAGAAAGAUGCCAAAGGAAAUAACUACUCUGAAAAGAUUAUGAACAUGAAAAGAGAACUUGGAGAUACUAAAAAGAAGGGACAAGAUGUUAUGUUUGAAGAGCCAGAUUCUACAUAUAAAUCAGAUAAAGAGAGCAGAAAGACUAAGACGAACAGAUCUAUCCAGCCUUCUAACCCAGGACAGGGAAAGAAAAUUCAUAGAAGAGCUGAAAGCCAAGUGUCUCUACAUUCUGGAGCAACCCAAGACUUGCUCAAAACACCUAAAGGUCAACUUACUACUAGAAGGUCUGUGAAGAAGAAUCUAAAUUCGAUUAAAGGAGUCUCUAAAAAGCAUGUGCCAGGCUACAACACAUCUCGAGGAGGAAAUGCUAAGCGUAUUCCAAACGGUAGAAGUAAAUCCAAGGAAAAGCUACACAAAUCUAACAGGAAAUCUCACAUCAUGGGAAAGAUUGCUAAAAUUGAAGACAUGAGGAAGAAGCAAGAAAAAAAUAACCUUGAAAGAGCAAUGAAGAUACAUAACAACCAAAUGAGGAGGUCUCAAAAAUAUCUUAAAUAAUUUCAAUAUUCA
This is a messenger RNA of Moneuplotes crassus, 4022 nucleotides long. NCBI's taxonomy places the organism in Eukaryota, Ciliophora, Spirotrichea, Euplotida, Euplotidae. The record is from the annotation of a GenBank genome assembly.